GUGUUUCUGUUCUCAUGUAGAUAUGUACAGGCUGGAGUUGGUUGGUGGUCUAGGCGCCAUCAUGCUGUUAUUGGGGAUCUUCACUGCCAUCUAUAAGUGCUAUAAUGUGGAGAUCAUGCUGUGCUACCGGCGACACUUCGGCAGCGAUGAGGCAGAUGAUGACAACAAAGAAUAUGACGCCUACCUCUCUUACACCAAAGUGGACUUGGAGUCAGUGGAGCGAGAGAUGAGUGAGGAGGAGCUGUUUGCUCUGGAGAUCUUACCCGACGUCCUGGAGAAACACUACGGAUAUAAACUCUUCAUUCCACACCGGGACCUCAUACCCAGCAGCACAUACAUUGAUGAUCUGGCCCGGAGCGUGGAGCAGAGCAGGCGUCUUAUUAUCAUCCUGACCCCCGAGUUCGUGGCCCGUCGUGGUUGGAGCAUCUUCCAGUUCGAGCCACGGCUGCACAGCAUGCUGGUGACAGGCGAAAUCAAGGUGAUAAUGAUCGAAUGCUCGGACCUGCGCAGCGUCAUCAACUACCAGGAAGUAGAAGACCUCAAACACACCAUCCGAGUGCUGACGCUCAUUAAGUGGAACGGUCCCAAAAGCAACCAGCUGAAAUCCAAGUUCUGGAAGCAAGUCCGGUACGAAAUGCCAGCUAAGAAAAAAGAGAUCGUGUCCCGCCGACAAGUCAUAGACUCGGGCGAGCAAGGGCUCUUUGGCGACCUGCAGGCUGUAUCUACAGUUGCCAUGACCGGGACGUCGGCGUCGCUAGUGCCAGCUCAUGUCGAGAUACCAGACUAUAAUGAGCCCGGCCACCUGCAAAUGCGCCACUUCUGCCGCGACUAUGAAUACGAGCUGCCCACCACUGCUAUAGCCACGCUCAGCGGCCGUCACAUGUACUGCAGUUUGCCCAUGACGCUGCUGAACGGACGUCUCACACAAAAUAACAUUGAGAAAGCCAAGAAAGAUAUUCACUUGAACAGCCCAUUCGGACAGCUGUCUGGACAAGAACAUUCCAGUGAUAUCUGGUAGAGCACCUCGCAGCAGUCGCCCAAACAUAGCUUUGUCUGUAUCAUCUUUUCUUCCUUUUUAUCUGCAUGAUUUCAUCUACAGGUAGUUAAGAUUAGAGAAAGAAAGAAAAAUAAAGUAAAAGAAGCAUAAUGGUUUAUCUCGCUUUCUUCCCACCUUUAGUGUUUUCAUACUUUUCAGACAGAUGAAGAGCUGCUGAAAUUGCUUUCCUACUUGAAUCUGAAGGUUAUUUAAUAUACCAUGUACAGUUAUUCCAUGAAACACUGCAUCUGCAUCUUCAAGUGAACCAACAAUAAAGGUUUUAUUUGACCUUAUGACUUUGGUUGUUAUAGCACAAUAAUGUAAAAACACGUCAUCUCUGAGCUUUAAAGAAUAUUAUGUUCUAUUUAUGCAAAUAAAUACUAUUCAAAUCUAAUAAGCACAUUAAAAUAGUUUGUAGCUAGUGAGGAGGGGAGGUAUUUAAAUAUUUGAUACAGCUUAUAAUUUGCCUUAUUUCCUGAUCGUUUGGUUUUCCCUCAUCAGAGUUCUGUUUCGAUUGUUUUUUUCAUACAUUAUAUAGGUAGAAACAUCUUGGUUUAUCUGGUACUAUUCAGUGCUGUUAUUGAUCUAACAGUUUUUAUCAUUAUCGUUUUAUUGAAGUUGUAUACAAUUUUGCCCUCUUGCUCUAGUUUAAAUAAAUUGAACGUAAUUAAAAUCAUUGAUUUCAUUUUGUAUACUCAAAACUAGUAUGCCAUUUUACUCUUCGGAUACAGUGAUAUGUGGAAGAGUACAAAUAUCCCAGCUGUUAUGUAAAAAUAUUCACAAACCCAGCAGUUUGUCUGAUUCACAGGUUUUUGUUUUUGAAUUAGCAAAUAAAUUAGGCCCUAUUUGUAAUAUACCUUGCAAAAAAUAUUGUUAUCGAACCAACAAAAUAAAUAAAUGUAUGAGAAAU
Pimephales promelas (fathead minnow) is the source of this 1946-nucleotide messenger RNA. NCBI's taxonomy places the organism in Eukaryota, Metazoa, Chordata, Actinopteri, Cypriniformes, Leuciscidae. The record is from RefSeq and is a predicted model, not a curated record.